Theobroma cacao (cacao) is the source of this 510-nucleotide messenger RNA. RefSeq lists its product as uncharacterized. Lineage: Eukaryota; Viridiplantae; Streptophyta; Magnoliopsida; Malvales; Malvaceae. The record is from RefSeq and is a predicted model, not a curated record.
AUGGCAAUCACCUUGAGGAGCGAAAAAGAGGUUGAAAAUAGUGUUAGGCAAUCUAAUCCUCAAGAUAAGUCCGUUGAGAAUGAAACGGUGAUUGAGACAGCUAACAAGCAAAUUCAAGAAAAGAAAGCAAUGGCAACUUUACCACCACCACCCUUUCCUCAACGCCUUCAAAAACAAAAGCUUGAUAAGCACUUCCAAAAAUUUCUUAAGGUAUUCAAGAAGCUUCACAUGAACAUUUCUUUUGCAGAAGCUUUAGAGCAAAUGCCAUCAUAUGUGAAGUUUCUGAAAAACAUACUGACAAAGAAGAGGAAAUUGGAGGACUUUAAGAUAAUUACACUCACUGAGGAGUGUAAUGCAAUAAUCCAGAACAAGCUUUCACUAAAGCUUAAGGACCUAAGGAGUUUUUCUAUCCUUUGCUCAAUUGGUAAUUUUAAUUUUUCAAAAGCUUUGUGUGAUUUGGGUGCUGGUGUCUCAAUUAUGCCAUUGUUUAUUACUAGGAGAAUUGGAUAG